Messenger RNA from Ochotona curzoniae (black-lipped pika), 12511 nucleotides. It is a transcript of the gene NFAT5, whose product is annotated as nuclear factor of activated T cells 5. NCBI's taxonomy places the organism in Eukaryota, Metazoa, Chordata, Mammalia, Lagomorpha, Ochotonidae. The transcript has 15 exons. The record is from RefSeq and is a predicted model, not a curated record. Bases 375 to 5036 code for a protein of 1553 amino acids. Gene Ontology annotation, molecular function: DNA-binding transcription factor activity, RNA polymerase II-specific; transcription factor binding; RNA polymerase II cis-regulatory region sequence-specific DNA binding. Gene Ontology annotation, cellular component: transcription regulator complex. Gene Ontology annotation, biological process: cytokine production; calcineurin-NFAT signaling cascade; regulation of transcription by RNA polymerase II.
AGAUUCCUGUCAGCGGCCGCGGCGGUGGCGGCGACCGUCAGUUUUCCCUGAGGAGAAGCACGAAACGCACCCGUUGGCUCUUCCCCCCCACCCCUUCCCCGCCCCGAACGUGUCUCCUACCUCGCCGGGAAUCAGUACCCCCCCCUUGGAGUUUGUUCUCGAACCCGCAGCCGUUUCUUCGGUCCUCGGCCGGGGUGGAAGUCACUGCCCUCCAGGAGGAGGCGGCAGCAAGCAGCAGCAGCAGCAGCAGCAGCCGCCCUCGCCAGCCGCCCCCGGUUCGGUGCCCGCGGUCCCGGAGAGGAGGUGCCGCCGCCACCGCCGCUCCCCCCCCUCCGCCCUCCCGCUGCCCUCGGGCCGGGCUGGGUCGAGCUGCGAUGCCCUCGGACUUCAUCUCUUUGCUCAGCGCGGACCUAGACCUGGAAUCGCCCAAGUCCCUGUACUCGCGAGAUUCUCUGAAGUUACACCCAUCACAGAAUUUUCAUAGAGCUGGACUAUUGGAAGAAUCUGUCUAUGAUCUACUCCCAAAGGAGUUACAGUUGCCUCCGUCUAGAGAAACAUCUGUAGCAUCCAUGAGUCAGACCAGCGGUGGUGAGGCAGGCUCGCCUCCUCCAGCUGUAGUUGCUGCUGAUGCUUCUUCAGCUCCCUCCUCUUCCUCCAUGGGCGGUGCUUGCAGCUCCUUUACCACCUCUUCCAGCCCUACCAUUUAUUCUACCUCAGUCACCGACAGCAAGGCUAUGCAAGUGGAGGGCUGCUCCUCAGCCGUGGGGGUAAGUAACAGAGGGGUAAGUGAAAAGCAGUUCACCGGUAACACAGUCCAGCAGCAUCCAUCCACACCGAAGAGACACACAGUCUUGUACAUCUCACCACCCCCUGAAGACUUGCUGGAUAACAGUCGGAUGUCCUGCCAGGAUGAGGGAUGUGGACUGGAGUCUGAGCAGAGCUGCAGUAUGUGGAUGGAGGAUUCCCCCUCCAACUUCAGUAACAUGAGCACCAGUUCCUACAAUGAUAACACUGAGGUACCUCGUAAAUCACGAAAACGAAAUCCAAAGCAGAGGCCUGGGAUCAAACGACGAGAUUGUGAAGAAUCCAAUAUGGAUAUAUUUGAUGCCGACAGUGCCAAAGCACCUCACUAUGUGCUUUCUCAGCUUACCACGGACAACAAAGGCAACUCAAAAGCUGGAAAUGGAACCUUGGAAAACCAAAAAGGAAGUGGAGUGAAGAAGAGCCCUAUGUUGUGUGGACAGUAUCCUGUUAAGAGUGAGGGAAAGGAGCUGAAGAUAGUAGUACAGCCGGAGACGCAGCACCGCGCUCGGUACCUGACAGAGGGCAGUCGUGGCUCCGUGAAAGACAGAACACAGCAGGGUUUUCCGACAGUAAAGCUGGAAGGCCAUAAUGAACCAGUAGUGUUGCAGGUGUUUGUGGGCAAUGACUCUGGUCGAGUGAAGCCACAUGGAUUUUAUCAGGCCUGCAGGGUAACUGGACGAAAUACAACUCCCUGCAAAGAAGUGGACAUUGAAGGCACUACUGUUAUAGAAGUUGGCCUUGAUCCUAGCAACAAUAUGACCCUGGCGGUGGACUGUGUAGGAAUAUUAAAAUUGAGGAAUGCUGAUGUUGAAGCCCGAAUAGGAAUUGCUGGUUCCAAGAAAAAAAGCACUCGUGCCAGAUUGGUUUUUCGCGUUAAUAUCAUGAGGAAAGAUGGCUCUACUUUGACACUACAAACACCCUCUUCUCCAAUUUUGUGUACUCAGCCAGCAGGAGUGCCAGAAAUCUUAAAGAAAAGCUUACAUAGUUGUUCAGUGAAAGGAGAAGAAGAAGUGUUCUUAAUUGGCAAGAAUUUUCUGAAAGGAACUAAAGUUAUUUUCCAAGAAAAUGUGUCUGAUGAAAACUCUUGGAAGUCAGAAGCUGAAAUUGACAUGGAAUUGUUUCAUCAGAAUCAUCUUAUUGUGAAAGUUCCACCAUAUCAUGAUCAACAUAUAACUUUACCUGUAUCUGUGGGAAUAUAUGUAGUGACCAAUGCUGGAAGAUCUCAUGAUGUUCAACCGUUCACUUACACUCCAGACCCAGCAGCAGCUGGUGCUUUGAAUGUAAAUGUGAAGAAAGAAAUAUCUAGUCCAGCAAGACCUUGCUCUUUUGAAGAGGCCAUGAAAGCAAUGAAAACUACUGGAUGUAACUUGGAUAAGGUAAAUAUUCUUCCUAAUGCUCUGAUCACUCCACUGAUAUCAAGCACUAUGAUUAAAAGUGAAGAUGUUACUCCAAUGGAAAUAACAGCAGAAAAAAGAUCUUCUCCUAUUUUUAAGACUACUAAGACAGUUGGAUCAACUCAGCAAACUUUAGAAAAUAUCUCUAAUAUAGCAGGGAAUGGGUCCUUUUCAUCUCCAUCAUCUUCCCAUUUGUCGUCUGAAAAUGAAAAGCAGCAGCAGAUCCAGGCUAAGGCAUACAACCCAGAAACCCUGACAACUAUCCAAACACAGGACAUCUCACAGGCCGGUACUUUUCCAACAGUUUCUGCCUCUAGUCAGCUGCCCAACAGUGAAGCCUUACUGCAGCAGGCUACACAGUUUCAGACAAGAGAAACUCAAUCUAGAGAAGUGUUACAGUCGGAUGGUACAGUGGUUAAUUUGUCACAACUGACUGAGGCACCACCACAACAACAGCCACCACUACAAGAACAAGCACAGACUUUACAGCAGCAGAUUUCACCAAAUAUUUUUCCGUCACCAAAUAGUGUGAGUCAGCUACAGAAUACUAUUCAGCAGUUACAAGCAGGAAAUUUUGCAGGCAGUAGUGCUAGUGCCAACAGUGGAAGUGUUGACUUGGUCCAACAAGUUUUAGAGGCACAACAACAAUUAUCUUCAGUUUUAUUUUCCGCUCCAGAUGGUAAUGAGAAUGUUCAAGAACAGCUUAGUGCAGACAUUUUUCAACAAGUCAGUCAAAUUCAAAAUAGCGUAAGCCCUGCAAUAUUCUCCUCAACGGAGCCAACAGUCCAUACCAGGCCAGAUAAUUUAAUACCUGGACGAGCUGAAAGUGUUCAUCCACAGUCUGAAAACGCAUUAUCAAGCCAACAACAGCAGCAACAGCAACAGCAAGUGAUGGAAUCCUCCGCUGCAAUGGUGAUGGAGAUGCAACAGAGUAUCUGCCAGGCAGCUGCCCAGAUCCAGUCAGAGCUAUUUCCUUCAACUGCCUCAGCAAAUGGAAACCUUCAGCAAUCACCUGUUUACCAACAGCCUUCUCAUAUGAUGAGUGCAUUGUCUUCCAGUGAGGACAUGCAGAUGCAGUGUGAAUUGUUUUCUUCUCCUCCUGCAGUUUCUGGAAAUGAAACUUCUACAACCACAACACAGCAAGUUGCUACCGCUGGCACCUCUAUGUUUCAGACAUCAAGUUCGGGAGAUGGAGAAGAAACUGGAGCACAAGGAAAACAGAUUCAGAGCAGUGUCUUUCAAACCAUGGUCCAAAUGCAACAUAAUGGAGACAGUCCGUCUCAAGUUAACCUUUUUUCAUCUACAAAAAGUAUGAUGAGUGUUCAGAAUAGUGGUACCCAGCAACAAAAUAAUGGUUUAUUCCAGCAGAGUAGUGAGAUGAUGUCACUUCAAUCUGGGAAUUUUUUACAGCAGUCUUCUCAUUCACAGGCUCAACUUUUUCAUACUCAGAAUCCUAUUGCCGAUGCUCAGAACCUUUCCCAGGAAACUCAAGGCUCUAUUUUUCACAGUCCAAACCCCAUUGUCCAUAGUCAGACUUCUACAAAUUCGUCUGAACAAAUGCAGUCUUCAAUGUUUCACUCUCAAAGCACCAUCACUGUGUUACAGAGCUCUUCAGUUCCUCAGGACCAGCAGUCACCGAACAUAUUUCUUUCCCAAAGUCCUAUGAAUAAUCUUCAAGCUAACACAGUAGCCCAAGAAGAACAGAUUUCAUUUUUUGCAGCACAGAACUCCAUUUCUCCUCUUCAGUCAGCAUCAAACACUGAACAACAAGCUGCUUUCCAACAGCAGACUGCAAUAACACACAUCCAGAAUCCUAUGCUUUCACAGGAACAGACGCAAUCUUCCCAACAAGGUUUAUUUCAGCCACAAGUAUCCUUGGGCUCUCUUCCACCUAAUGCAAUGCCUCAAAACCAACAAGGAGCAAUUUUCCAGUCACAGCAUUCAAUGGUGGCUAUGCAGAGUAACUCUCCAUCCCAGGAGCAGCAGCAACAGCAGCAGCAGCAAGCACAACAGCAGCAGCAGCAGCAGCAACAGCAGCAAAGCAUGUUGUUUAGCAAUCAAAAUACUAUGGCUGCAAUGGCAUCUCAAAAGCAGCCACCACCGAACAUGAUAUUCAGCCCUAAUCAAAAUCCGCUGGCCAGCCAGGAACAACAGAACCAGGCAAUUUUUCACCAACAAAGCAACAUGGCUCCAAUGAGUCAAGAACAGCAGCCAAUGCAAUUCCAAAAUCAGCCCCCAGUUUCUUCUCUUCAAAACCCAGGACCCAGCCAGUCUGAAUCCCCACAGACUUCCUUGUUCCACAGCUCUCCUCAGAUUCAGUUGGUACAAGGAUCACCAAAUUCCCAAGAACAACAAGUAACACUCUUUCUGUCUCCAGCAUCCAUGUCUGCAUUGCAAACCAGUAUAAACCAACAGGACAUGCAGCAAUCUCCUCUGUAUUCCUCUCAGAACAACUUGCCGGGAAUCCAAGGAGCCACUUCUUCACCUCAGCCACAGGCUCCUUUAUUUCACAACACCACAGGAGGCACAAUGAACCAACUACAAAAUUCUCCUGGCUCAUCUCAGCAGACUUCGGGAAUGUUCUUAUUUGGCAUUCAAAAUAACUGUAGUCAGCUUUUAACCUCUGGACCAGCUACAUUGCCAGAUCAGUUGAUGGCCAUAAGUCAACCAGGCCAACCACAAAAUGAGAGCCAGUCACCUGUGACAACAAUUCUUUCUCAGCAAAUGCCAGAGAAUUCUCCCCUGGCAUCCUCUCUAAACACCAACCAGAACAUGGAAAAGAUUGAUUUGCUUGUUUCAUUGCAAAACCAAGGGAACAACUUGACUGGCUCAUUUUAACUGGAUAUAAAUUUCAUGAAGAAAAUCCUGAUUCCAAGAUGUCAUGAGAGCUUGUGGUUCCACGAGGAUCAUUGAACUUAUUUUAAAAACAAAAUAAGCAGAACUAUAUUUGAGUAAAUGGAUAGAUCUUACUCUGGCUGCAAAAGAGCACACCUGUGCUGCCUGUUGCAGUGACUAGCCACCAACGUUAACAUCUUGUAUUUUGUAUUCCUAAUCACAGUGAUGACUGAGAAUCUAUUUGAGUUGCCAGCUGACUAAAUUAUUAUUUUCCUUGGCGCAGUUUCUUUAAAAGUACAGUUUAAGUUCAAGGCUGGACUAACCACUCAGUUAUUAUUGCUAUUAGGAAAUAGUAUUUGUCAUGUUUACUUCUGUUCCUGGUUAUUUUCUUUCCUGCAUUAUUUUAAUCAAGUAAUGACUUUUGAAAAAGUAAGCUUCAGUAGUAGCUAAGGCUGUGAUGUUUUUCAGUGUAGAAAGCACAGCUAGUGGCCAAAUUGAAGGAAAUCUUUUUCAGGAAUAAACUGAAGGGGUAACAUUCAGAGGAGUGAGCUGUACUGAAAACUGGACACCGAUAAGAGGACUCUGUCACACAAAGGCCAAUGACACUGACAAAACUGGAAACAGCUGGCAUGCUACUGAUUGUAUAUUUCAGAGAGUUGUUAGGUCUCUGUGUUAUUAUUACUAUGGGGUGUAGCCAUAACUGUGCAUAAAGAAAUAAUUAUCUUACUCUAUAGAAAUGAAGGGGAUAAUAUAUGGUAAAUUAUGUUGCUGCAUCCUUCUACAGUAGUUUAAACUGACAGAGUAAUUUGAGUUUGUUUUUUUCCCCACCCUAAGUCUGAUAUUCCCUUUUUAUAUGCAUCUAAAUUAUUUCCCACCUUGUUUUCACUUACUUUAGGCAAGAACUAAUAUACUGCUGGCUUUGUGACCCUGUAGCAACUUAAGGGAAAAGGCCACUUAGAUUGAGGGUGACCUUGCAGUCCUGCAGCACAGGACAAGAAGUACUUACUAGGAAUUAUUGGCAGUUGAUUCCUGAGAAACAAUGCAUAAUUUUCCCAUGAACGGUGCUGUUCUAAAGUCUUCAAAAUUUUCCCUGUGAUGAAAAAUAAUAUUAGUUUCCAUUUUAAAAAGAAAAGGCAAACUAAAACUUGGUGAAGCAUCUCUUCUCCCUAAGCUGCAGUGAGUGCAAUUCCUCUGUCACCUCAGUGCUUUACAGUUUGAAGUGGUCCCACACCUGAUGGUUCCCACAAACCUUAGGCUUUACAGGGUCAUAUCAUUGGAUUCAAAUGAAAAUUUCACUCUUGUUACAUCUGUGAAGAGCAAACUAACACACUCCAGAACUUGCAGUUGUAGCGUUACUUACACAGUUUUGGGUGUUCUUUCCACUGGUGGGAUGCCUGCUUGUCACAACCACCUGUGUUUGGACCUGUGCUUAUGUUCUCUUUUCCUUUUGGCAUGUGGAAAGCUGUCAGUGCAGUGUAAGGCCAACGUGUAUGUGUGGCUUCUAUGUGUUGAUGUAAUGUUUUAGUAUCCUUGUGUGUGUCUUUCUUUUUUAGUGUAUUAAAAAUAGCCUGUUAAUUGUGAAUGAAGGCUACUUUUCUGUUUAGUUUGUUAUUCCUCCUCUUUACACUUAGUUGAACUGUGUUGAAUUAUGUGGUGUUGGUUUUGUUUAUAUAUAGCCAGAUUUUUCUCCUUUUAUGUGGUCUUCCUUUGUUCUUUGAAAGUGCUUGUCUUCUAAUUUUUGUUUUGUUUUGUUUUUUCUCUUCUUAUAUAUUCUUCCCUUCACCCAAACCCUUUCUUUCUUUCUCUCUCUGAUUGAGAGGCAUUGAAUUACGUUUUCAGUAGUACAGGCUUCUUGCCGAUAUGAAGGGAACUUAUCAGAAAGAGACCUACUCUGGGUCAUUUAAUUUUGAAUACAGUUUUCAAUCGUUCAAGUUUUGGAUGGUUUAUAUCUAAUGUGUGUUUCAUUUUUUUGGAAAGCUAUAUUUUGUAUUUAGGAAAUGGUAUACUAUUUUGCUAUUUGUACUGAGUGAGUACAUUGGCAUAAAUAUAGAAAUUUAUAUAUAUACAUAUAUAUAAACUAUUCUUUUUUUGCCACACAUUUUUGUGGUAAAUUUGUGAGUUUGUCUGAUGUUCUACCACAACGUCUGAUAACAGUGAGGGGGGGUGGGGUUUGUUAUGUCUUUUGAGUAUUUAAGUAACUUUUGAAAAAAAUGACCUGUUCAUCUGUGGCCAUUCCAUCAGGCAGUUCUUUGAUGUCAUUAGUGGGCUAAAGGCAGCUUGCUGUGUUUGCUGUGCCUUGCACUCAGCAAAACCAGGGCAUAAGGAAACCUAUCAAGACAGUUGUGUCAAGUGGUGUUUCAUAAGAAUGAGCCAUUCAGUCUUUGCUCACUAUAUAUUUAAUAUGUUAUUAUUGUUAUUGUUAUUAUUAAUUGGCUUUCUGUAUUCUAUGCCUUUUAUUUAUAAGGACACUAAAAAGUUUGUAAUUUUAAUAACAUUUCCUCAUCUUGUAAUAUUCAGAGCUACUUUAUAAAUUCUCUGACCCAAAAGUAUUUUCCUCAGUAUAUCUUUUCUCCCCUGACCCCUGUUGGAGGAAACUUACCCAUUAUAGUUCAGGUUAUGAAAAAGAUCAGCCACACAAUCCAGGACUUCAGUUUUAAAAUGUAAAAUGCUAACUCUAGGGGGGUUUCUGUAAUACCAGAGAAAGCAAGCCCAGCAGAUAUUUUUAAUGGUAAAAAUUAAAAUUAUAUGUUUAUUUCUGAUUUUUUUCCUCUGAGAUGACAUACGAGAGCCAAGAAGUUUGUUCACCAAGUUCUAACUAGAAUGUGUUGCUAUCACACUAUGGAUGAAAGUGAUGGCGAGAAGACUGGCUUGUGUGCUGUCUUGUGUUCUGUAGUUUAACAAGAGAUUUAUCUUUAUAAAAUGAAGAUUGACAAUGCCAAGUCACUGGGACCAAUUUUCUGUUUUAUAAUAUCUUAAGUAUAGAACAGAUCAUACCUGAACUAUAGUGAUUCAAUUGGAUGAAGGCAGAAAACCCACUUUUUAUUUUCAUAAAUUUUGUGGUUAUUUAUACAAGGGCUGUGCUAGGCUAUACCAUAUUUUUAUUCAAAUAAUUUUUUUUUACAUUGUUAAGUGAUCCUUAUCCCUGAAGGUCAAUGUUAAGUACAACAGUCUGAGUAUAUGAUUUGGUUACAAAGAGUAUUUGUCUUAUUGAAGAGUCAGCUCAGUGGUUGAUACUUGUGCUGAUGCAACUUCCCAGUUACUGUUACAAGUUAUAGCUGCCUAUGGGAAAGCCUGCUUCAGCCAAGGCCUUGCAGCCAACAACAUUAAAUUUACUCAUGGCAGAAAGACCUAAAUAAAUUGUGAACCACAUUUUAUUUAUCCUUAUAUUACAUUCAGUUUUUGCUCUCAGCAACUUACAUAAAUCCUUGGAGCUUGUGUGUGUGUAUGUUUGUAUGUUACUCCUUUUGUCAUUCCAUUAUUCAACCAUACCUACGUAGGAAGAAAAUAAUUAGAGGUCGUAUUGUGCUUCUGUGCUUUACUUUGUGGUCAGAGUCUUAUGUUAUUCAACUAAUAAGAAUCUGUUUUACACAUUCUCCCUAGCACAGGUUUUUAAAGGGCUUUGUUACAGAAACAAUAUUAUUAAGGGGUUUUCCUUACCUUCCUCCCUCCCUUUAUUCCUUCCUUUUUUCCAUGCAUUCUUCUAUCCUCCUAUCUCCAUGCAUUUUAUUUUAUUUUAUUUUUACUUUGAGGCAGAGAGGAGGGUGGUGUAGUUUAGAAUUGUAGUUUAGAAUCAUUGUAGUAUUCUCUGCUCAUCAGAACCUGAAAAUCUACCUAGAGAAAACAUGUUGAAGAUAAUGGGAAGAAGCUAUAUCUGUGUCCCUCUCAGUAAAAUCCCUUUUGAUCUUUUAAACCAUUAUUUUAAGAAUGCAUUUUGAAAAAGUAGAAUGUUAAAUGCAUCAUCAGAUAGGAUGAGAAUAAAAUGACUUGAUAAUUAAAGUUUCAAAUUCAGUGUGGUUAUAAAUAUUUUCUAGGAGUAAUCUGAGAGGGGUUUUUUUUUUUUGGUUUUUUUUUUUUUUCCAAUAAAAAUUUCUGUUCUGAUGACUCUCCCUUAGUUGACUUUUUAAUUGACAUAACGCAAGCAAGCCCAUAGACACUAGAGAGUGGACGAGCAGGAUCUUGUGCCUGUUUGUGUAGAGAUUAUCUUCCUAAUGGAGUGAACAUCAGCAUCAUAUCUAUGAUGUUUGUGAAUUGCCAUAGUGCUCUGAUGAUUUCUUGAAUCCCUAUUUAACUGUAUGCCAUUCUAGUCUCACUUAUACAGAUCCUGUUUUUACUCCGUUUGUUUUUCAGGAAAUUUUUUACAUUAAUGUUUGAUAGAUUGCUUAUGGGAAAGUGCCUUUUUGCCAUGAUAGUACCCCCUUUUUGGUAAUUUUAUUUUUACUAUAACCAAAACAUACAAACAUUUUAGCAGAUCUCAACCAUCACCUUUUCCAUUUAGCCCUUCUUUUUUUCCAUUUCUUGGUCGCCAUAGAAUACUUCAGAAAUUCCUUUGACUUAAGAAUAAAAGAAGCACUGCUAGAAUUUCCUUUGGAAAAGGGUAAGUAAAAGAUGCCAGAAUCAAAUCAUUUAGCUUUCUGUAAGUGUAUCUUCAUCUCAGUGAACUAAUAGUAGGUCUAAUCUAGAUACUAAGGAAUAUUUUAUUGUCUGUGAGAUUCCUUGGACACAAAUGCGUAUGGUUAAAUUUCAUAGAGAAGGUAUUGAAAUGACCUUUUUAGUCUAAAUUAAAAUUGAUUGGAUGAAAAGAAAUCACUAAUUAAAACAUAGUUUGGGUGAGUCCUAGUAGCAUCAGAUUUUCUAAUCAGAAGGGAUGAAGUAGUUCAUAGCAGUGCAGUGUGCUUGCCAGUUAACUUAAAUAGUGUUAUAGGAAAUGAAGUUCUGAGACCCUCCAAACUUGAGAUGAUAGUUAUGUUUGACCAGGUACCAUGAGAAUUGAGUAGCCUUUUGUUUUCUGUUUGUUUUGCUUCUUCCACAGCUUGCUAGAAGCAAGGUCAGGAUUGUAGUUUCUCGGGGAGAGAGCAGUUUUACUUGUGCAGAUAUUUCUGUGAUUGUUAGACUGAAGACUACAAACCUAUAUAAACAUUAUUAAUAUCCUCUUGAUAUUAUGCACUUUAAUCAUUCCAAAGAAACCGAGAAUGCUAUAGAGUGAUAAUUCCUUUUUAAUGAAUACAUUUUAAUUAGCUAUUUGGAAUAAUGUCUCUUUUUACUUUAGAUAGCUGAUUUGGCAUGAGUGUUAUGUAUAUUUUCUAAAGUGACUAGUCCAUUUUAACCCAUUGAAAUGCAGUAAUGAUUGACUAAGGGGAAAUAAUUACAUUUUGACAAAUCAUCUUAGGGAGAUUGAAAUGGUGUACUGAUCUGUAUGUUCAAGAGUUAAUUAAAACCAGCCUUCUUCUUAUCUAUUUUGCAUCAUCUAUAUAAGAAUACAUUAUGUAAUUUUUAGUGUGUAGGUUUGUGUGAACCAGUGUUUUGAAAAUACGGUUCUCAGUCCACCAGCCAUCAUUAGUGUUGUCUGGGAACCAGGAAGAAAAAAAGUCUUGGGCCCUGUCCCAGACAGACUGAAGCAGGAACUCGGGUGAAGCCCAGCCGUCCAUGUUUUAAUAAGCUGUCCAGGUGAUAUUGAUGCAAUAGUGUAAAGUCACACAGUGGGACUAUAUCAUUUCAGCUUAACCUGGUUAUCCAUAAUCACUUAUUGACAAUAGUAGUUUAUUGUCAGUAGUUUCAGUACACGUGUAGUUAAUCUAGUUAUUGCUAACUCAGUUAAAUUACUUUGACAUUUAAUGAAAAAAUUCACAUUAGAUAACUGAUUUAAAUAAUGUAUGUACAAUGUUCUAUGUUGCUUUUAAUUAUUUUAAUACUUAAUUAGCUAAUGUAAUUGAUGGGUGCUAAAGUUCCCUGUUAUCUCUAAAAUAGGUAUGUUGUAAACAGUGUAAUUUAAGCUUUCUUGGCAUUGCCCUUUAAUAUCACCAGCCAACCACAGAUUUUCUCUGGCUGAUUCAAGCCUCUGAACAAAACUAUCCUUCCUUGUAUUUGCUUGUGCAUCUGAGAGGCAACAAGAUGGCUAGCCAGGUUGACAUUGCACCUUAUUCUUUUUUCCAAUAGGCAGAACUUCUGUAAAAGUAGCUUGCAUAAAUAAGAACUGUGGCAGUAGGGAUGUAACUGUCCUUGGAGCUUAUGCUUCAGACCCGAGUUAGUUACUAAAUAAAUAUCAAGUAAGGUAAUGUAUGAUUGGGGAAUUUUUCACAGUAACUACAUAGCCAUAAAAUAAGUGGACUCACACAUUUGUUUUUACUUCCUUGUGUAAAUUGGUUCCUCCAUAACUAUUCUUAUCUUCCUCCCAUAAUUUAUACAUCAAUAGUUAACUUUCAGGAAAAAAAAGUCAACUUUCAGUAGAAAAACAAAUGUCUAGUCACUUUAUUAAAAUCACCUCUUCUGUCUCUUCAUGCUGGCAGUGAAAAUGUAUGUGGCUUGCUCUACAGACUCCACAAACUUUGGUGCUGGCAAAUACACAGGCAAGCUGUUGGCAAAUACUCUGAUGACAUUCCUCCGCCUUCUGAAUUCCUUUCCCUCACUUCACUGUAUAACUAAUAUAUUCCUAUUCUAAAAGCAUUCUACCACAAUUCUGUUCAACUCCAACUUACAAUACCUCCUUUUAAAAUUCCAUGUUGUAAUCAGAUCAGCCCUGUCUGUGCACUCACGUGUUGGCAUAUGCCCUCAUAUCCAUCCCCUCUCUGUCUCUCUCUCUCCAGAAGUCAUUUAAAUAUCUUACAGCAUUGCUUAUUACUAUUUUAGCUAAUAAACCUCAGGAUAACAUACACAUACACACGAUGUGAGAUGUUUGAGAAUGACUUUGGAAUCAGGUUUCUUUAUCCAUUAAAGAACUAUCCUGCCUGAAGUGACUAUGACCUUGGUUGUUAUAAGCUGAUUCCAGUGAACUUGAGCUCACUUAUGUUGAUCUAAUAAAUGUGUGUGUCCCCUUGUUUGCGUGCUUUCUAGAAGCUCCAGGUAGUUGCUGCUUUGACAGUUGCUUCACUUCUUUUGCUUCGUCUUCUAGUAAGUAUACUACAGAUACUUCGUUAAGCUGUUUUCAAGUGGUUUAUCUACCAUUCUGCCAUUUAAAAUUUUUGUUUAAUUUUAUUUGCUUGAGCACAUUGAUCAGCCACUGAACUGCCUUCUUCCAUUGUCCUGCGAUGAUGUAAGGGUUACGUUUGUGUGUAUAUGGCUUUCAUAGUUCGGAUUUUGGAGCACUGAUACCAGAUAUUUUCAGUUUGUUCUUUGGGGGAAUUUCAUUUGCAUCUAUGUUUUUAGCUAUCUGUGAUAACUUGUUAAAUAUUAAAAAGAUAUUUUGCUUCUAUUGGAACAUUUGUAUACUCGCAACUAUAUUUCUGUAAACAGCUGCAGUCAAAAUAAAACAUUGAAAGUUUUCA